Molecule: messenger RNA, 3359 nt
Organism: Actinia tenebrosa (Australian red waratah sea anemone)
Lineage: Eukaryota; Metazoa; Cnidaria; Anthozoa; Actiniaria; Actiniidae
Product: neuropeptide FF receptor 1
Biological process (GO): G protein-coupled receptor signaling pathway
Cellular component (GO): plasma membrane
Molecular function (GO): G protein-coupled receptor activity
Source: RefSeq, a predicted model, not a curated record
GAUAGAUGUGGCGUGCCGAAAAAAACGCCCGACAUCGACUAGAAACUCACCAAAUCACAGUAGCUUGUACUUGAAAACACUAGAGUUGGAGAGGAAGGCGAGGGAGGGUCAAAAAAGGUGCGACAAGUGAGAUGAAACUCUAUUGGUCAGAACCUUCACAGGAAAUAGAAAGAGUAAACCAGAAAGAUUGACGUUACGAUCUUCAAGAAUCACUUAAAAUGAGAAACAGGGUUUCUUAGCUAAAAGGUACCUUGAAAACGACUUAGUUCAUACUGACAACUCGAGGCAGUUGGACCACAGAUCAUUCGUAAGUAGUGGAAUUUGUUGUCUAAUACUGGAUAUCGAUCGCGCGCCGUCAAGCCAAGAAUCCGCCUGAAAACAUCGUCUUCUAGCACCAAGAAGCAAGCCCUCCGGGUCAGUUUUUGGAAUUGUCUUUUAUAUAACAAGAAAAGAUGCUUUUUAUACCACAGAAUAGACUUGAGAUUGCAUAACCUUAGAUCGAAAUAGCUAGAACCUCGCGGUACAAGAAUAAACUACUGAAGGUGGAAUAAUAGAAAAGAAGCUGAGACAAGGCGACGAAGUUAAUAGGAAUUCUACCAUCGUGAAAACUGACGAAACUGAAGUGGGAAUAGGUAACUGUGGAAAAGAAGUUGACAUUUAAUUUGAAGAAAAGGAAAAGAAAAGGAGACGUCAGUAGGAAGUAAAGGGAAGAAAAAAAGUAGAAACUGGAAAGGAAGAAAGAGAAAAAUGAUUGCGUUGUGAGAAAUAGAAAUAAUAGGAUUAUCAGUAAUGAUCCUCUGGUUUAAGUGACAAGAACAAAGUGGAUAGCAUCCUCUCGGCUUUCCAUCUGUUAGCUACGUACACCUGGCUGGAUUCAAGUCAACGAAUCCUGUGGCAAAAAUCGAGAAAUCUCACAUUUAAAUUCAACAAAAACCAUUUAACCACCCAAAACCAGAAACAGCGGAUCUACAGAACGAAACCUGUUGUGCAUUGAUUCCUUUAGAAAAACAGUCCACUUAUUAUAAAAGUAUCGAGAGAAAUUUUGCAGCAUUUUCAUCGAACUAAAAAAUCCAUUUGGACAUUUCCUUCAAAUCUAAUUUGGAUUGUUUUUUUUUUGUUUUGUUUGAGACUGAGUUUCUGAAUAGGUUUUUCUGUGUACGAGUUGAAAAACAAGAACUUGAAGGAAUUAGUAAACUGUAAAGCUCCAUCCUACGUACAACAAGAGGAAACAUCUAACAUCAAGAAGCGAAUAAAGUUGACAAACUGUCUUUUCUCAUAACGAGUGAUACAAAUAAGGUUUUGUUGAAGUGUCAGUUAAACAAUACCGUAGGAAACCCUGCCAAUAACGUCAGGCAAAGUUUGAAGAGGACACUUAAGGAAUUAAGUUAAAAAACAUAAAAGCCUUAAAAGCCUUUUUUUCGUGGAGUUUGUUUUACGGAAGUUUGUUAAAAGGAAUAGAAAAUUUAAAGCUAAUCUUGACAAAAAAUUGCGUAAACCAAGCCAUGGAUCCAACUAACUCAAGCUAUACUAGCGAAGGACCAAGAACAGAGCCUUGGGGAACACCAACAAGCAAUUCAACUAUGGAUAAUAAGACGGAGGCGUGCUAUAAUCCUGAGGAAAACCCGGUGUUUAGAGCUGGAGUUAUCAUAUUAUACUGUGUCAUCUUCCUCGCAUCGAUAAUCGGGAAUGCAUUGAUCAUCAUAACCGUACGUCGAAACCCCCAUAUGCAUUCAGCAGUGAAUCUCUUCAUUGCUAACAUGGCGGCGUCGGAUAUUUUACAAGCGAUUUUCGGAGUCCCUCGAGUGAUAACAGAAGUUCUUUGUGGCCGAGAGAGCUGGCUGAUUGGAGGGAAAGUCGGUAUUUUCACGUGCAAGUUGGCAUACUUUGUACAAGACACAUCUCUGAGUGUAUCUGUUAUCAGCCUGAUUGUUAUCACAGUGGAGAGGUUCUACGCUGUCAUCUUUCCUCUGCAAGUCUCUCUCCUCAGAAAGAAUUCCAAGAUCAUUAUCCCUGUGAUCUGGAUCUUAGGGGCAUCUCUACAUGCUGUGUACUUCCACAUCUUCACACUGAGAGAUGGGAAUGCUCCAUAUCCACUCUGUUACCAGAAAUGGAGCUCUCCAAAGGUAGCCAUGGUAUAUUACACUGUCAUCUUCGCUGGACUCUACUGCCUGGCGUUAUUGUCCAUCCUGAUCAUGUACACCUUGAUAAUUGCUAGGAUACAGCACAAGAAAUCCACGAGCGCACAGGAAAGCAAGCUAAGAAAAUCAAGAGAUGCUCAGGAGCGUAAGAUUUUCAGCGUAGCAGUUGCAAUAACAGUGGUGUUCUUUGCAUGCUUCUGUCCUCAGACGGUUCUCGUAAUAGUCGCGCCACUGAAUGCUAUUCCCUUCUGCCAUAUUGAAGUCCUCCGAUUCGUCACCAAGGUGAUGGAGCAGACCUACUCUGCGGUCAACCCGAUUCUUUGCAUCAUAUUCAGCCUCAACUACCGGGAAGGUUUUAUUUCAAUUCUAUCAAGAGUGGCUGGCAGAAGUAAUACAAUCAACAAGAGCAAGAGGGUCCGGCUUCCACGAGAGAUGAAGAUUAGAGGUAACGAUGUGCAAUCCGCUUCCAACUCCAAACUGAAGGAAACUACCCCAAAGAUAUUGAAAACGUCAGAUCUGGAAACUUAAGGUUUUUGGUAUGGUUUCUAUGGAAACUAAAUUAAAGUAAUGUCAUGUACUAGCCUGGUGCGGAAACGUCGUCAUGGAGCUAUUAGUCAUGUUCAAUUCAACUACAAAAUGCAAGACAUUUGAGCAACAUAAGAAUCAAAAAAAUUAACUCUAUGGGAACCAAGGAAACUGAAAGUAAUGCCAUGUGCAGCACACGAACGAAACACCAGAAAUUUCAGCGAUAUAAGCAUCGAAAACUAAAGAUUGUAGCUUGGCGCGUUUGCUAGGUUAAUUGAUUUGGCCAUACAGAGGAGGCAUACAACUCAGUAAGGUACUUGGUAUUUGUAAAAAAAAAAACUAUUUUGGAUAGUUUGCGGCAGACUAGAAGUAAAAUAAACGGAUUGACAACGGCGCUAAAAAUAAUAAAUGAACACAAGUAUAUCUAUCAUAUUCAACAAACUUAAACACUUGUAGUUUUUCUCAUUUAGGAAAUAUAAGGAGGUGUACAUCGAACGUAGAAGUGAAGCCUCCAAUAGAGUAGCUUGUAACUGUCCAAACUAUUUGCUAUAUGAAAGAAACGUAAUUCACAUUUCGAAAUCAUUGAUGAGAAAACUGACCGGACGAAAGGGAAGUUCAAGAAGUAAUUAAUUGAUUUAAAUCCUUAUUACUUAAUCUAAUAUUGGACAGAUGUAAAAUAAAGUACUGUACAACCGA